Molecule: messenger RNA, 2641 nt
Organism: Mytilus trossulus (common blue mussel)
Lineage: Eukaryota; Metazoa; Mollusca; Bivalvia; Mytilida; Mytilidae
Exons: 3
Coding region: 57-1484 (475 amino acids)
Biological process (GO): regulation of apoptotic process
Source: RefSeq, a predicted model, not a curated record
UAGCUUAAGAAAAUCUAUAUUUGCGGCCAUUUUGUUGUGUUUUAUAUGAGGAUAAGAUGGAUAAGGAACAGAAAAAAAGGAUAACUUCAAAUAUAACUUUUUUGAAGGAAAGACUUGGAUAUUUAGAUCCGAUUCUUGAAAGACUAGUAGAUAAAAAUGUUAUAACCGUCGAACAGAAAGAUAGGGUGGAGAAAGUUAGCCCUCCAACACCACACAGAAAAUUUAAUGAAUUCAUUCAGUUGUUACUCAACUCACACGACCCUAACUCCUUCAAUAUUUUUAUUGAAGUAUUGGAAGAUGAACGAUUUUUCAACAUUGUCGAAAAACUGCAAAAAGAUAUUUCUACACGUACAACUAGUCGUGCAAAAUCUUCAUAUGCACGUGAGAGUGCUAUAUCCAGUGUAAGCGUUCAGCAACAGAGACCACCAACAAGUCAAUCAACAGUACAGCCCAGACGACAACAACAGACAUUUAACCGAGCUAAAACACAAGUCAACACACCGUCAGGACCAUUUGACUAUGACUUUGAAGAACAAGUAGUUAUGUCUCCUAUGGGUGAUUAUGGCGGGGCAUCGGGAGGAGUUUAUGACAGUUAUUGUCCAUCUCCAAACAUACCUGAACGAACCGGUUCAGGUUCUUAUGCUGAUAAGGUGACGUCUGCAAUAGGAUCAAUGUUUGCCGAAUUUAGCGGGAAACUAACCAAUGAUUUGUUGGAUGGAUUCGAUAGACGUCGUCAUGAAGAGAGAGUUGAUCUUGAAAUCCGAAUGGAAAAGAAAAUCGACGAUGCGAUAGAAAACAAACUUGAUGAGAAAAUCAAAACUUUUCAAACAGGAUGGGAGAAAGAAAAAACGGAAAUGAUAGAAAGAAGCGAACUGGCUCUUAACCAAUUGCAAGACACCAUUGAAAACAUGAGAGCUCAGUCCGAUGCUUAUAUGGAACUGAAGGCUAAAUAUGACCAGCUGCAACAGACACACUCACAGAUGAGAGAUAAGGAGAAUGAAAGAUGGGGGCGUCUUACAGCAGUCAAUAAAGAAAAUUCUGGACUUAAGAAUGAUGCAGAGGUUUUGAGAACGGAGUUAAUGCUUGUACGGGAGCGAGUUGACGAACUGGAAGCUGAUAAUAGAGCUCUUAAAGAUAAUGAAAUACAAGACCAGCAUCGUAUAAACCAACUAUUGGCAGAGAAAGAGGAUAUUAUUCUUGAGCUAGAAAGGGCAGAACGAGAAAAGAUUGAUUUGAAGAAUCGAGUUGACACAAUGGGAAGAGAGAUCGAAAAACUGAUGUACCAACAAAAUGAACGUGCAAUGAAAGAUGACCGUGCGUACCAAGAAGCCCUCAAGAAACAAAAUGAGCGAUUAGAUGAAUUAUAUAAAGUAGUUCAGGCCUUGACAGAGAGGGAACGACAAUCAAAGAGUUUAUUCAUUGGAGGGAAUUCGUUGUCAAAGACACAACGCGGAUCGGCUCAAGUAAAUAGAACAAAUAGAUAGGACCAUCUGUUUUCGUUUUCUCAUUUACAUAUUUUAGAGCUCAAGGACUUAUUCUAGAUUGUUAUUGUUAUAUUUAGUUUGUUAUCAAGAAUUUUAGUACAGGAACCAAAAUUUCUACUUAUUUCAUGUGUGUAUAUUCUGUAAUGAACUUUGGUGUCUGUUAUACAAAAUUAUAAGCUUAGUAUCGUUGACGAGUUUUAGAUACUUCACAAAAUAUCCAGUAAAAAGACUUUUUUCGUAAUUAUCACUAACUUUUUGUAUGAAUAUCUAUGUUAUACAAUAGAUAUAGGAAGAUGUAAUGUGAACCGGAUUUAUUCUCUCACGGUUUGAUAACCAGGCUCUCCGUUUAUAUCCAAUUUAAAUCGCAUAAUAAUUUCGGCAGCUACAUUUAAAAUCAAAAUUGAACAUGUAUGUUCAUGGUGUUAAUUUUUCAAUAUAUCGUUUAAGUUCUUUUGUAAAUACAAGAUAUAUAAGCCUUCUCAGACUGAACGAAUAUAUUUUAAGACAUCCCAAUCAGAGAGAGAAACAAAUGAUAAAAAUUAAUGUUCUUAUGCUGUUAGGUUACACCAAUGUCCCUUGUUUGGAGAGGUGAGCCCUCACAAACAUAAUUAACCCACAAGAUUUAUGUACUUGUCCAUAAUCAGGAGCCUGUAAUUCAUUUGGUGUCAUUGUUUGCUGUCUUUCUUUUUUGUUUUGUUUGUUUAUAGUUUUUAGUAUAAAUCAGGCUAUUGUUUUUUUUAAUUGUUUUCUAUUAUGUCAUUAAGUCCAAGUGUAGCUAUGUUGUCAUAGCUAUGCCCAUACAGUCGUUCUCGUUCGUUGGUGAAAAUAAAACAAGAACCAUUUCAAGUUCGAUAGUUACAUUUCAUUUCAAAUAACAUGGAAUUUUCGCAUUAAAAUAUAUAAUUCUAGCUCAUAUUGCAGCUUUUACAUGUAUAUUUUUGUAGAAACAUAUUGUAAAAAAAUGUGCGUCAAGCCAGAACUGUAAUAUGCAUUUUGUAUUUUGUAAUGUUAAAUUAAUAUAAGGUACAAUUAAUUCUUUCCUUUUUUCCGUUCAAUGUCAUUUAUAUCAUGAUUGUUAAAUAUAUUUACUUUGUUAUUUUGUUAAUACUUCAUACAAUAUUUGUAAUUUUAUUCUAAUAAAUAAGAUAGUUAUCUUU